Pollicipes pollicipes is the source of this 501-nucleotide messenger RNA. RefSeq lists its product as uncharacterized. Lineage: Eukaryota; Metazoa; Arthropoda; Thecostraca; Pollicipedomorpha; Pollicipedidae. The record is from RefSeq and is a predicted model, not a curated record.
ACGUGGCGCGUGACGGUUGACGUGACGUCACGGUCACGGUGACGCGACGCGUGACGGUUGACGUGACCGCUGUGGACGGCGGCCCCUCAGCUGCUUCAGCCAGCUCUCUUACCACGCAAGCUCCGUCAAAGCUCACACUGACCACAGCGAGGAGGAGCGGUUCACCGAGUUCUGAGCUCGGUCAGGGCGCUCGCGAGCCAUCGCCUGUCGAACCAUUCUCACCUUUCACCUCACCCUUUUCUCUUUUCUCACCGAUCACCUUUGGCUGCUAGCCGUCCAGCUGCAUCAGAGCCGCCGCCAUGCUACCAGCGCCGCUGGCCCUCCUCGCGCUCAUCUGCGCUGCCUUCGGGCAAGCAGGCGCCCAAGGCUGCUUCGACGCCGCCGGCACCAGCUUCUUCGGCGAGAACACGGCCUACUUCCUGGACCAGCGGUACAACUGCACCAUCAUGACGUGCCGCGACGGCAGACCCAAGGUGCUCCUGAAGCUCUGCGAGCCGCCAA